AUGAGCUCUGCCAUCGCCGCCAACAUGUUCCGCCUGACGCCCCAGCUGAUGUUCCGCCGAACCCCCCAGAUGAUGUUCCGCCAGGCUCCUCGCAUGAUGCGCCCUGUGCCCAAGGAGGACCAGGCUGGUCACACCGUUUCCCAGCGCCUGCGAAAGCUCAAGAAUAUCCCUCUGGAACUUCUCCCCCUCGCCGUCGUUGUUUUCUUCGCCCUCGGUGCCGCGACCUACUCUAGCAUCCGCAAGUUCGUCGUUGACAAGAACCUGCGCCUGGUCCGACAAGGAGCUGGCGGCCGGGAGGAACACUCCUCUGAUGAGAAGCAUCACUAG
Molecule: messenger RNA, 327 nt
Organism: Clonostachys solani
Lineage: Eukaryota; Fungi; Ascomycota; Sordariomycetes; Hypocreales; Bionectriaceae
Source: the annotation of a GenBank genome assembly